Molecule: messenger RNA, 1719 nt
Organism: Eruca vesicaria subsp. sativa (arugula)
Lineage: Eukaryota; Viridiplantae; Streptophyta; Magnoliopsida; Brassicales; Brassicaceae
Source: the annotation of a GenBank genome assembly
AUGGGUCUCUGUUUCUCCUCCCCCAAAGUCUCCAGGCGCCAACAUCGCAACCCCCGGAGUCCCAACCAACACCAUCCUCUCACCGUCGCCAAACCCAGACCACCACAAAUGCCAUGUUCAUUCCUAGCCAUUACAAUCCAAAAGGACCACAAGACACAACCGCGACGAAACGCCGCGACAACAAAUAAGAAAACACCACCACAUACGCAAACACGACAGACGCCAACGCACGGGAAGGCGAGAGAAAAGGUGAAGAGACAUGUAGAAAAGAUCCCGUACGGUAAGCGCGUGGAUUUUGGGUACGCUAAAGAUUUCGAUAACCGUUAUACUAUCGGGAAGUUGCUCGGACAUGGUCAGUUUGGUUAUACGUAUGUCGCUAUAGACAAAAGAACAGGUGAUCGUGUCGCCGUCAAGAAAAUAGAUAAAGGCAAGAUGACACUUCCGAUAGCUGUGGAAGAUGUUAAGAGAGAGGUGAAGAUACUACAAGCUUUAACUGGUCAUGAAAACGUGGUUCGGUUUUACAAUGCCUUCGAGGACAAGAACUCUGUUUAUAUAGCCAUGGAGUUAUGUGAGGGUGGUGAAUUGCUGGAUCGGAUAUUAGCCAAGAAAGAUAGUCAUUAUACCGAGAGAGACGCGGCCGUGGUAGUAAGACAGAUGCUAAAAGUUGCAGCUGAAUGUCAUUUGCGUGGUUUGGUUCACAGAGAUAUGAAACCAGAGAAUUUUCUAUUCAAAUCAACUGAAGAAGAUUCAGCUUUAAAAGCUACAGAUUUUGGUUUAUCAGACUUCAUCAAACCAGGCAAGAAGUUUCAUGAUAUAGUAGGAAGCGCGUACUAUGUAGCACCUGAGGUAUUGAAACGCAGGUCAGGACCUGAAUCAGAUGUGUGGAGUAUCGGUGUUAUCAGUUACAUUCUUCUUUGCGGGAGACGACCUUUCUGGGAUAAGACUGAAGAUGGUAUAUUCAAAGAGGUCUUGAAGAACAAACCUGACUACAGAAGAAAACCUUGGCCAACUAUUAGCAAUAGUGCCAAAGAUUUCGUUAAGAAGUUGUUAGUAAAAGACCCAAGAGCUAGAUUAACAGCUGCACAAGCACUAUCACAUCCAUGGGUUAGAGAAGGAGGAGAUGCAACUGAGAUUCCCAUAGACAUAUCUGUUCUCAGCAAUAUGCGUCAAUUUGUAAAAUUUAGCCGCCUCAAGCAAUUUGCCUUAAGGGCUCUUGCAACAACGCUUGAUGAAGAGGAGUUGGCUGAUCUUAGAGACCAGUUUGGUGCGAUGGAUGCUGAUAAGAAUGGAGCCAUUAGUCUUGACGAGAUGAGGCUGGCUCUUGCGAAAGAUCAACCAUGGAAGCUUAAGGAUGCACGAGUGGCUGAGAUUCUCCAAGCGAUUGAUAGCAACACAGAUGGAUUUGUGGAUUUCGAAGAGUUUGUUGCUGCUGCGUUACACGUAAAUCAAUUAGAGGAGCAUGAUUCUGAGAAAUGGCAACAAAGAUCAAGAGCAGCAUUUGAGAAAUUCGACAUAGACGGAGACGGAUACAUAACAGCAGAAGAGCUUCGAAUGCAUACUGGCUUGAAAGGGUCCAUUGACCCACUUCUUGAAGAAGCAGACAUAGAUAAUGAUGGUAAAAUCAGUCUCCAUGAAUUUCGUAGACUUUUGAAAACUGCGAGUAUCAAAUCAAGAAAUGUUAGAAACCCUCCUGGGUAUCUUAUUUCUCGAAAAGCAUAA